Messenger RNA from Anopheles stephensi (Asian malaria mosquito), 1275 nucleotides. Its product is annotated as sorbitol dehydrogenase-like. Gene Ontology annotation, molecular function: L-iditol 2-dehydrogenase (NAD+) activity; zinc ion binding. The coding region runs from base 72 to 1163 and encodes 363 amino acids. NCBI's taxonomy places the organism in Eukaryota, Metazoa, Arthropoda, Insecta, Diptera, Culicidae. The transcript is spliced from 2 exons. The record is from RefSeq and is a predicted model, not a curated record. Gene Ontology annotation, biological process: D-sorbitol catabolic process.
AACGCGUUUAGUUCAGUUACGUUUGCUCAGCCUAUCUAACCCGUCCAGAGUGGCACAGUGCUCAGUUAGUGAUGGCACCGAACAAAAAUCUAGCCGCCACCGUUUACGGUCCGAACGAUCUUCGGCUGGACGAGCGUCCUAUUCCGGAGCCGGCGUUCAACGAGGUCGUGGUGGAGGUGGACAGCUGUGGCAUCUGCGGUACGGACAUUCACUUCCUCAAGGAUGGUGGUUUCGGGGCCCAGCGGCUUAUCAAACCGAUUGUGCUUGGUCACGAGUCGGCCGGUGUGGUGCGCAAGGUGGGCAGUGCCGUGACGCAUCUGAAGGUGGGCGACCGGGUAGCGAUCGAACCGGCGGCCGGUUGCCGUACGUGUGAUCUGUGCAAGGUGGGCAAAUACAACAUAUGUCUGGAUGGGAAACACUGUACGACGCAGAAGCAUGACGGCAACUGUUCGAACUACUACGCGCAGUAUGCUGACUGUUGCUUCAAGCUGCCGGACCACGUCACGAUGGAGGAGGGCGCACUGCUGGAACCGUUGGCUGUGGCCGUCUAUGCUGGACGUCGUGCUCAGAUUGGGCUGGGAGAUAAAGUGGUGAUUUUUGGUGCCGGUCCUAUUGGACUGGUGUGUUUGAUUGCGGCCAAAGCGAUGGGAGCUACGCGCACAGUGAUUUUGGACCUGGAGCAUGCGAAGCAUCGGCUAGAGGUGGCGAAAAAGCUCGGUGUUACGGGUGUGAUUGGUAUUCGGAAGGAGGACACAGAGGACGAGCUCGUGAAGCGGAUACACGAGAUACUGGGCGGACCGGCUGACCGAGUGCUGGAGUGUUCCGGUUCACAGCCGGGAAUGCGUGUUUCGAUCAGGGCUACACGAAACGCUGGCCGGAUCUGUUUGGUUGGGUUGGGAAACAAGGACGUCCAGCUGCCGAUGGUGGAUGCCAUCUCGCGGGAAAUCGAAAUCACCACUGCCAUGCGUUACAAUCACGAUUAUCCAGCUGCCCUUGAAAUCGUUGCCAGUGGGUACGUAAAUGUGAAGCCGCUGGUAUCCCAUCACUUCGAUCUGCAGGACGUGCAUGAAGCUUUCCGGGUGGCAUCGCAGGGAGAAGGCAUCAAAAUUAUGAUUCAUUUAGUUCCACGGGACACCAACAACCCCACUAAGUUUACCAACUGAAAAACAAGCUUUUGUUAAGGAAUUGUUGCCGUAUAAGCCUGUGAAAAAAAUGUAUGGUUGAUUUUAUAAAUCAUAUCAGCAAUAAAGUACUGGAAGAAAUGUAUAAAAACUA